Molecule: messenger RNA, 671 nt
Organism: Diorhabda sublineata
Lineage: Eukaryota; Metazoa; Arthropoda; Insecta; Coleoptera; Chrysomelidae
Exons: 6
Coding region: 138-593 (151 amino acids)
Source: RefSeq, a predicted model, not a curated record
UUGUUUAGUUGUGAUUUUAAUUACGUGUUUUCAAUUGUGUUAUUUGUGUUUUAUUAGUGAUAUUUGUGAAAAAUUGACGAAAAUUAGAGGUUAUUUCAUAUGUGUUUAUUAUUACGACCAUAUUAUAACGCACAGAGAUGAAAAACUAUCCUCAUGGAAUGAACGGAAUUUUGAGAGUUGAAAGAGCAGUUCCACCAAAUCUUAGAGGUUACAAAAAAAUGAGCGUCUUCCCUAGAGUAGGAAGAUCUGAAUCUAUGAUAGAUGCGGAGGAAGUACCACCUUUCAUACUGACAUUUUUAAACUAUGCUUAUGCAGCAUUACCUGAAAAUUAUAGAGAUUAUGUAAUGGUUCAAUUAGACAAAGAACCCAGAAGUUUCGAUGAAGUUUUAAACAUUCCAAGAGAGACUGUUCCAGGAUCUGCCGAUGUUAAGCAUGUCAUUUUGAGAAUUGGAAGGAAUUCAAAUACGUGGGAAAAUCUUGGUUUCGGCGUACGAGAUUUUACGACAAAUGAAAAUGGAGAGUCAGCAGUUCGAACAAGACAAAAUCAUUACAAAACGAGGGAAGAAGAUAUAUUAUCAAAUAAUAUCGAAUAACAGCUUUUUAUAACAAUUAUUCGAACUUUUUUAACCAAAUAAGAAUAAUACAAUUUAAUAUAUCAAUUGCAAUACUAC